UCUGACCGUAUGGCAUCAACACACGUCACUCUCCUCCAUCUUCCUCUCCAGCACUCAGCUCCACAUUCAGGCCUCAAAGAAUCCACUUCCUGGAUCUCUUCAUAUAUAUUUUCUGGAAAGAAAGCUUGAUUCUUUUUCAGCAAUCUUUUCUAGUCUUUAAUAAAUUAUGGCUUUAAAUUUGGAAUCAUUAUCAGAGGCAACUUCUGGGGCGGUUGGAGCGCUAGUAAGUACAACUAUUUUGUAUCCUUUAGACACCUGCAAGUCCAAGUAUCAGGCUGAAGUUCGAGCUCACCAUCAGCAAAAAUAUAGGAACAUUUUGGAUGUUCUUUGGGAAGCAAUUUCAACUCGUCAGAUCCUUUCACUGUAUCAGGGUCUCGGGACCAAGAAUGUACAAUCUUUUAUCUCGCAGUUUCUGUACUUUUAUGGAUAUAGUUUCUUAAAGAGACUGUACUUGGAGAAGAGUGGAUCUAAAUCCAUUGGAAUGAAAGCAAACUUGAUCAUUGCUGCUGCUGCUGGUGCAUGUACAGUUGUAGUGGUUCAUCCACUAGAUACAGCAUCAUCAAAAAUGCAGACAAGUGAUUUUGGGAAAUCUAAAGGUCUGCGGAAUAUCCUUUCAGAGGGAUCCUGGGAUGAGGCAUAUGAUGGUCUAGGCAUAUCUCUCCUUCUUACUGCUAAUCCAUCUAUUCAGUACACUGUAUUUGAUCAAUUAAAACAAAGAAUGCUGAAGGGAAAAAUGAGAAAGAAGAGAGACAGUGAAUCAUCUCCAGAAUCUCUUUCUGCUCUUUCUGCUUUUGUGUUAGGUGCUGUCUCAAAAUGUAUUGCUACCUGUGUAACCUACCCAGCAAUUAGGUGUAAGGUGACAAUUCAGUCUGCUGAAUCGGAGGAUGAUGUGAAGAAUGAAGCUCAAUUAAAAGCUCGUAAAACAAUAUCAGGUGCAUUAUAUACCAUUUGGAAACGGGAAGGUCUAUUUGGUUUUUUCAAAGGGUUACAGGCCCAGAUCCUGAAGACUGUACUAAGCUCAGCAUUGCAUUUGAUGGUGAAGGAGAAGAUCUCAAAGGCUACAUGGGUUGUAUUGCUCGCAAUUAGGAGGUAUCUAUUGAUAACCAGGACCAAGACCAGGUUAAAGAGCUCUUGAGAUCAACACCGUGUAGCAAUUGUGUACUCAGGUCCCUUGAAGAGCAUGGGUCCUUUUACCUAAUACAGCUUAUAAGCAUGUGUAAUGAAAUUUAGAGGAAGAGGAAGAGUGUUGUAGUCAAAGUGAAACUGUCCUGAAACAUGACUUUUCCCCUUGUAUCAUUUCUUGUCACCUUCUUCUUUUGUUGGGUGGGGUGGUCGUUGAUGCCUUUCUUCUUUUGUCAUAACACUAGAGUAAAUGAUUGACUUCCUAUGUUCUUGCAAACUGUU
Molecule: messenger RNA, 1404 nt
Organism: Coffea eugenioides
Lineage: Eukaryota; Viridiplantae; Streptophyta; Magnoliopsida; Gentianales; Rubiaceae
Product: peroxisomal adenine nucleotide carrier 1-like
Exons: 5
Coding region: 167-1135 (322 amino acids)
Biological process (GO): peroxisome organization; ADP transport; ATP transport
Cellular component (GO): peroxisomal membrane
Molecular function (GO): ATP transmembrane transporter activity; ADP transmembrane transporter activity
Source: RefSeq, a predicted model, not a curated record